Molecule: messenger RNA, 883 nt
Organism: Lepus europaeus (European hare)
Lineage: Eukaryota; Metazoa; Chordata; Mammalia; Lagomorpha; Leporidae
Gene: SNRNP27
Product: small nuclear ribonucleoprotein U4/U6.U5 subunit 27
Exons: 6
Coding region: 74-541 (155 amino acids)
Biological process (GO): RNA splicing
Cellular component (GO): precatalytic spliceosome
Source: RefSeq, a predicted model, not a curated record
CUCCAUUUGCGGCCGCUCCGGAAGUUGUUGCACAGUCGUUUCCGGGGCGGUGUGAGGAGGAGCGGGACUCCCAAUGGGUCGCAGCCGCAGCCGCUCCCCGCGGAGGGAACGUAGGCGGUCCCGGUCCACAUCCCGUGAGAGAGAACGCAGGCGCCGGGAAAGGUCGCGGUCGCGGGAUAGAGACCGGAGAAGGAGCCGCUCCCGAUCCCCGCACAGAAGACGCUCCAGAUCUCCAAGACGACAUAGAUCCACCUCUCCUUCCCCCUCUCGGCUCAAAGAAAGAAGAGAUGAGGAAAAGAAGGAAACAAAAGAAACAAAGAGCAAGGAACGUCAGAUCACUGAGGAGGACUUGGAAGGUAAAACAGAAGAAGAAAUAGAAAUGAUGAAGUUAAUGGGGUUUGCGUCCUUUGACUCCACCAAAGGGAAGAAGGUAGAUGGUUCUGUAAAUGCUUAUGCCAUAAAUGUGUCUCAGAAGAGGAAGUACAGGCAAUAUAUGAACCGAAAAGGUGGAUUCAACAGACCUUUGGAUUUCAUUGCAUGAGAAUUGAAAAAUUGAAGACUGAUUUUUUUCUCAUCUUGAUCAGAGAGUGGAUUUUAUACAUGUAUUUAAUAUGCAUCAAAAAGAAGAUCUCAGUUCUUCUCCUUAUAAAGUAAGCAAAUCUUAUUUAUGAUGUGCGUAGCCCACUUACCGUGCCUCAGAAGAAGAAAGGCUGAAUGUUAGUGUUUUUCUCUUAGGAAAUACCAUUUGGGGCAGUCAUCAGCCCAUUUUCUUUGUCCUUAUUCCUGUGGAAACUGUGCUUUCUUUUUGAAUGCUCACUAGGACUUUUUUUUUUUUAAACAUGAUAGUAAUUUUUUCCAAUAAAGCAAUAUUUCUACCCUUUUA